AUGACCACUACCACUGACUCACCCGGCAACGGCUUCGCCUCGAUCCCAAAUGAUCUCGACGGCAUUGAACGCUUGUGCGAGCAGCUCUACACGGCACAAGACUCGACCAUUCGCAAACACGCAGAGAGCGUUUUGUUUCCACUCUCAACCAAUCCUAGACAUCUUUCACAAGGCACCAUGAUCUUGGAAAAUGCAAAGCAGUUUGUCCGAAUCGAACUCAACACCCUCCUCAGCCGCAUUACCAAGUUUGGAUGGUCCGACGGCGAAGCUCAUCGCACCAUCGUCGACGACGUCAGUCGCUUCUUGGAUGCCUCAGAGGAGCAUUGUGUUAUUGGCCUGCAAGUGCUCUCGCGAUUAGUUUCUGAGAUGAACACCGUUCCUCCUGGCAUCAGAAAAACAUUUUCGCACUCCCAGUCCCGCAAGAUUGCAAUUUCAUUUCGCGAUCUGCUCUUGUUGAAGAUCUUCAAGAUUUCUAUCGCCACUCUCAACAAAUUAUCCUUGCCUCCGGCCCAUUCGAAGCUCCGUGCGAAUGGCGUGGAUCUUGCUCUCAGCUGCUUGUCUUUUGAUUUUAUUGGAAGUAGUAUUGACGAGAGCAGCGAAGAUAUCGGCACCUUGCAUCCGCCUAUUGCUUGGCAUGUUGUCGUCGAGGACCCCACAACAGUCAAACUCUUUCUGGACAUUUAUCUAGCACUCUGCGUAUCCAACACGGUAAUAUCGAAGAAGUGUCUAGAGUGUCUGGUUCAGUUGGCUAGCAUGCGUCGCACACUUUUUGCAACGGACGAGCUGCGCAUUCUGAAUAUUCGCCGCCACAUGCGAGGAACCUUGGAUAUCCUCAGCACGCGCGUUGGUCUAGAAGAUCAUGAUAAUUAUCAUCACUUCUGCCGGUGGCUCGCACGCCUCAAAGUCAACUACCAGCUGGACGAGAUUAUUAACCUGGAUGUUUAUCGUCAAUGGAUUGAACUCGUCUCACAAUUCACCCUCCAAUCUUUAGCGUCCGAUUGGAGCUGGGUGGGAAACAGCCUUUUCUAUCUUCUCUCAUUGUGGUCUCGACUCAUUGCCGCGAAGCCAUACCUGAAGAGCGGAAAGGAAGCCUACCUCGACGGAUACGUAUCUAAGAUUGUGGAACAGUAUAUCACCACCAGGUUAAUGGCAUUAGAGCAGUUGGAUGAUGGUGAUGAAGAGGAUGAAGAUAUCACAGAGCAUCUGGAAGCAAUUCCUUCCAUUUUCCGGCUACAAUACGAGAAAUCAGGGGCAUUCAUCUCGUCGGUCAUGGAUCCUUUACUUGAAAAUUACAAGGCUUUCGCAGCGAGUGGUGGUGUUGGCGCAAAUCCCGCCGAAGUCUCAAAAUUGGAACGAGAACUCGCCUGGUUAACCCGAGUGAUCGCGGCCGUAGUGAGUGGCCGACUAAACGCGUCUAGCUCUGAAGCACAAGAGCUCACCGACGGCGAAGUAAGUUCUCGAGUGUUUCAGUUGAUGGUACACACUGUGUCUGCGGACAAUGCAGCCCGUAUGCGACCUGGUAUCACGCCAGAUACACUUGCGACGCCAGCAGGCAGAGCGCGAAAUACGAAAGGUGCCGUCGCACUAGAUGCUGCAAUUGUGGAUUUCACGCAAGCGUUCCGUAGAGCAUAUAUUGGUGAGGAAGCUGUAGCGACCAGCAAGGUCUAUGUGAGAAUGGCUGAGAGGUUAGGUAUGAACGACCACUUGAUUGUUCUUGACGUGGUGGCGGCUAAGAUUGCGUGUAAUUUGCGCAGCUACGGAGUUGUAGACGGCCAACGGAUUAUUGGCAAGUCCUUGGGCCUCCUACAAGACCUCGCUGCGGGAUACAGUAGUAGUCGCCUCCUUUGUAAGCUCGCAACUAUCCGCGAGAUGAUUACAAGUCAUGAUGAGGACAACUUUCCUUUUAUGAAAGGACCAGACUCUCUCAUGGGACGGAAUCGCACAACGUUUUACCAAACCAUUUUACGGAUUCUAUUCUCAAGCGGUGGUUCUAGCUUUGAUUCAGAGGCGGAAUUUAAUCGUUUCAUGGAGCCACUAAGAACUAAGCUAGACGCUUUGGCUGCGUUACCCAGCAAAGAUGCCUUCCGCAAUGACCAAACUGUCAAGAAGGCCGUCCUAGGGGUCCUUCGUGACAUUCGAGGCGUCAUCCAGACAAUGUCCAAUCGCAAGACGUACGGACUCUUCUUCGAGUGGUUCUAUCCGAAAUACACACCUGUCAUGCUGAAGAUCUGCGAAGUGUUUUCGGAGGCCGGUGUCUAUGAAGUCACGACAAUCUUAUUGAAGUUUUACGCAGAGUUCAUUUACAACAAGUCGCAGAGGAUAAUUUUCGACAGCUCCUCACCAAAUGGUAUUCUACUGUUCCGGGAGACUUCAAAUAUCCUGGUUACAUACGGGACUCAUACGUUGCAAAACUGGGAGAGAAUUGGUGGAGCAGAAGGAGCAAAAAGCAGAUCCAUGGAUCCUUAUCGUGUGAUGUAUAAGGGCAACUGGGUUUCCAUGCUUUUGUUUGCACGCGCACUUGGUGGUAACUACGUCAACUUUGGAGUAUUUUCCUUGUAUGGCGAUCCUGCUCUACAAGACGCAAUGGCGAUCUGCUUCAAGAUUAUUUCCGUUAUUCCGCUCGACCAACUUAUGGCAUACCCUAAAGUUGCAAAAGCAUAUUUCCCGCUCAUCGAGCUCUUGUGUUCUAACCAUCCUCAGGAAAUCGCCAAGUUGGAUCACCGCACGUUCGUUCGAAUCGUAGAAUCCUUGAGGGAGGCAUUGCAAUCCCAUGAAGUCUGGAUGAGCUCCCAGGCAGCCUCUGCCAUUGACCAGCUCUCCGCCUUUAGAUUUAAGCAAGAGCUGAAACGCAGUGAUCAUGCACGAUUGUUGCUUGCCCAUGUCGAACAAAGUCCGGACUUGUUUCCAUCUUGCCUAGGAAUAAUCUUUAACAUGAUUAUUCAUGUGGACUGCACGAAUCAAUGGAGUCUUUCACGACCAUUGCUUAGUCUCAUACUAACAAAUGAAGAAGCCUUCAUGAGAAUGAAGACAACUACAAUUCAGUCUCAGCCAGCGGAGAAGCAAGCGAACGUUGGGGCAGCGUACGACAAACUGAUGAAGGACGUGCAACGAAAUUUGGAAAGCAAGAAUCGAGACAGAUUUACGCAGCAGGUCACCCAAUUCCGGCUAGCUCUGAGAACAGAGGGUGUAACUGAUGGGCUGUUGUAA
Chondrus crispus (carragheen) is the source of this 3207-nucleotide messenger RNA. RefSeq lists its product as hypothetical. The record is from RefSeq and is a predicted model, not a curated record. NCBI's taxonomy places the organism in Eukaryota, Rhodophyta, Florideophyceae, Gigartinales, Gigartinaceae. The annotation marks the transcript as partial. The transcript is spliced from 2 exons.